UUCUACGACACACUACUGCUGCGAACUUGGUCCCAGUUUCUUAUCUGUCAUUUGCACUGUUAGAGAAAAUGGCUAUUCGUGUGUUAGAAAUCAUCUUUUUCUUUUAUUUUGCUUCUCACAUUCCUAUAACAUUAUUUAUUGACUUACAAGCCCUGCUACCUGGACAUGUGUACCCUCAGCCGCUGAAGGAUCUUCUCAGGUGGUAUGCAGAGGAGUUCAAAGACCCCAUGGUGCUGGAUCCUCCACAGUGGUUCAAAUCUUUUAUUUUCUGCGAAGCUCUGUUUCAAACGCCUUUCUUUCCCGUUGCAGCUUAUGCUUUCCUUAAAGGUGGCUGUAAGUGGAUCAGGACUCCUGCCAUCGUGUAUUCCACACAUGUGGCCACAACGCUGGUCCCGAUUCUAGCUCACGUCCUCUUCUAUCAGUUCCCUAUGAAGCCCCACCCUGGUCCCCAGACCAUGCAGGAGCGCUGGCUGCUGCUCUCCAUAUACGCACCAUACCUGCUGGUGCCUGUGCUGCUGCUCCUCACCAUGCUGCUGUCCUCCACAUACAACUCCACCUCCAAGUCUGGACACACGGCAGCCAAAUCCAAGAAGAAGAACUGACACAUAACCAGACUACAGCCAUGGAACUCCCUCUGAUUUUAGGAGGUGGUGUGCAUAUGGGCCUCUCUGAGAGGCUUUGUGAGUCGGACUGCAUUACACUAUUAUUACAAGGGAAUUGCCAUUGUUAAUCCAGAAUGAGCACUUUAAAGUAAACAAUUGUUUGCUGAACAUGUUUUGUGUCUUUAUCAGUACCAAAUAUUUAACAGACUCUAGCCAGCGUUGAUUCAUUUCAGUAGUUUCAUCUAUGCUUUUCCUGCAAAAGCUAUUCAAACUGUCCUGAAGAAAAUGUCCAUUCCUGCAACAAAAUUCACCUCGGAGAAGUUUAUGUUUGCUUUUUUUGUGUUGAAGGUGUUAAGAUAGUGAAGGAGUUGUGUAUUAUUGCUGCAUAUGCAUUAUAUUAUAUAAAAUAUUGGGAUGAGGGAAACAGAAUUUCAGAAACCCCUCUACUGUUUAAACUGGUAACUGUUUGGCCUGGAGUUUCUUUGGGCAGACUUAUGUCUGCGUUGCUACUGUCCUCUACUCCAUGUUUAAAGUAGCUUUGGAGUUUGAGCCCCGUUUUUAUUAUUUCAAUUUCAAGAUUUAAUUGAGGCCAAUGGUUUCUUCCUACUUUCAGUCUUUGCUGGACUAUCCUUUUAAUGUGAGAAACCCUUUGUUUCUCAAACCUUUACAUACUGUCAUUUUCAAAAGAAUUUGUAGUAAUAGAUUGAAUUAAUGGGAAUGAAUAUUAGCGAUGCACACUAUACUUUCAACCUUUUUUGACCCUUGUAUUAUGUUGAAAUAAAUUACGUUAAUUAGGGUUAGGGUCAUAUUGACCCUUACUGUGUAAAUACACUCAAAACAGUCAAAGAACCAGGUAAAACCAAUAAGAACUUUAAUUUAGAUCAUAUGAACAUUUAGAAAAGGGACAUACAGUAAAUGUUUUAUUCAACAUCCAACAAUCCAACACUAUAUUUAACAAUUGUUUACAUAACAUUUUUCCCUCAUCACACUUUUUUAAAAAGCUUGAGAAAAAACUGUCAGACGACGACUUCCUGAGAUGAAAAGAAAGCAGAUGAUUUGUUGAUUUUUUAAAAUUGGGUUAGAUUUGUUUAAAAGUAAAAAAAAAUUAUGAAUAACAAACAUUAUUUUUUGAAAAUUAAGUUUUACAUAUCAAAUAUGAACAUUUAAAAAUACAUUGACUACAGAGGGCCAUGUAGGCAAUCACUACAACUAACACAGGACAAUAGACAAGAAAUUAGAGUACAGACUCAGAAAUAUACACAAUCCCCAAAGUAGACAAUACAUCCUCAUGAUUGUUUGCACUUUUUGUAAGUCGCUUUGGACAAAAGCGUCAGCUAAAUGAACUGUAAUGUAAUAGCAAUGAAGUAAUGGGCAAUAUAUUACAUCACAUGAGAAGGCUAUGAGAUAUUCAUGUUUUAUGCUGUGUGUAGACAUGACAGUGUUACUUCUUGUGGUUGUUUCUGACGAAUACUGAACAACAUUGAGCAACAGGAGCCUGUCCUCCCCAGUCAGGAGCUCAGGGAGCUCUCCUCACAGUCCAGCUCCACAAGUAUGGAGCUCAGCUUCAACACCGUUCUAAGGUGUGAGGGCAGGAGUGUGACUGCUCUCUGACAGACAUGAUUCACAUGAUGCCCAGACAGCAACCUGUUUCUGAAUGUCAACAAAGACACUUAUUGUUGACUUCAGAAAACUUUAUGAGUAUUAGUACACAUUUACUAAUUUACACAUCCUGAGUAAAGAAGUCUCUAGGUAAGUUUAUGGUACACCUGAACAAUCUUACACUAAUACACCAUUUAUGUUAUAUAUUUGUGAAGCUUAUAAUCCAACAUAAAUAUUUUCAGUUUUAAGCAAUUAGUAGAUUUACUGUAAUAACCUUUAACUCAGUGUACAAUUACAAAACACACCUCAAUGUUCUCAACACAUGAUUUUUCUGGACUGUUUUAAAAUAUAACUGGUUAGUUAGCUUAUUGCAUUUGAUGAGGACAUACAAGUAGCAUUAGAAUUGAAACAUUCAAGAAUCAGAUGCACGUGUUGAGUGUUUGUAGUGAAAGCUCAUUCAGAAUACCUGUCCACAGGAGAUAGAAAGAAGAAAAUGCAUCCACAUAAUACAAUACUAACGUGCUGCUGUCCAUUAGCUAAAUCUCAGUAAAAUGUUAACAGCCCAAGUUGAUCUUCUCUCUCACUCUUGUCUAUAGACUAGUGUCUUUUGUAUGUGCUCACAAAUGUAAUAAUACAAUGUUUCAAAGCUGAAACAUGGUGUGAGUCACAGGUGGUGAUGACAUAUUCCAUUGUUUUAAAG
This is a messenger RNA of Cottoperca gobio, 2901 nucleotides long. Its product is annotated as sigma intracellular receptor 2-like. The coding region runs from base 69 to 602 and encodes 177 amino acids. The transcript is spliced from 3 exons. The record is from RefSeq and is a predicted model, not a curated record. Gene Ontology annotation, cellular component: endoplasmic reticulum. NCBI's taxonomy places the organism in Eukaryota, Metazoa, Chordata, Actinopteri, Perciformes, Bovichtidae.